AUGUUCGAUCAUUUUGUACAAAACCCAGGAACUGCCCCACCUCCAUCACCACCCAAAAAGGAACUUAAAUUUGAUAAAAAUUACUUAAAAACUACUCCAGGAAUCCUUCAGCUAGUAGAAGUGGUGUGUAAUUUCAUUGGAUUUAUUUGUAUCAAAGUUUCCUGGUCUUGGAUAUCUGCCAUCUUCUAUAACAUUUUGUAUUGGAUUGGAAACAUUUUAACAGUAUUCUUGUUUUUAAUGUACCUCUUUCAUUUUGUUGAAAAGUAUGAUAAUAUACCAUGGCAAAAAAUUCAAUUUUUCUACUGCGUUGCAAUGAGUUUGGCUUAUAUUGGGACUUCUAUAUUUGCUACUACUAUUGGAGAAAGUGUUGGGUAUGCUGUUGGGAUUUUUGGAUUUUGUGCUAUUGUGGCAUAUGGUAUUGAUGCAUACUUAAACUACAAAGGUUGGAAGAGAGGGUUACCAGCACAAUAA
Pieris macdunnoughi is the source of this 471-nucleotide messenger RNA. The record is from the annotation of a GenBank genome assembly. Lineage: Eukaryota; Metazoa; Arthropoda; Insecta; Lepidoptera; Pieridae.